AUGAAUGCUUACAAUUAUGUUCCGACGGAGGUUACUCAAGAUAAAAUGGACUUAAAAGAAACUCUAUCUCAAGAAACACAAGUGCAAAGCACGUCAUCACAAGAAGCUACAAUAGAGGAUAAGGAUAAGGAAUCUACAAGUGAAUUUGUGAACGAAGGGUUGGAAUUCUGGAACAAACGAAGAGAAUUAUGGACUCGCGGGAAUCAGAACAUUUCAGGAACUUCUGAUAAUAGAAAUAAUCCAGCUUUGAUGAGCAUUACCCCAAAUAAUUAUAAUUCCAUAUAUGAUUCUCUGGUUUAUGAAAAGAAAAAACUAGUAAAACCUGUUCCUUUACCUUACGUGAUUAAAAUACUGGUCAGCGGGUGGAAAAGAGAUGGUAUUUGGCCUGCUGACCCACCAUCAGCUUCCUCUUCUAAUCCAAAUGGUACAAAUGAACUUGGAAGCUUUGAGUUCAUCAUUAAGCUCAUUGAGAAUUCUUCUAAAGAAUUAGUAAUUAG
Messenger RNA from Dentiscutata heterogama, 497 nucleotides. Lineage: Eukaryota; Fungi; Glomeromycota; Glomeromycetes; Diversisporales; Gigasporaceae. The record is from the annotation of a GenBank genome assembly.